AGUAAACGUAAAACUGGUUGCACAAUCGAAAAUUGCCUAAAUUUGUACUGUUAGUGUCAAAUUCACCGGGAAAAUAUUGAUUUUAAUUUGUGUAUUAACCAUUUCAUAAUUUAAACAAGAAAACAUGUUAUUUAAAGUCACUAUUUUGCUUAUCUCCAACGUUUACGUUGCCAAUGCCGCCCUAUUUAUGUGGAGCAAUCACGAAAUAAAAGUUUCGCCGUUCGAAAAUUUUAAAACCACAGAUUUUUUAAACAUCGUAGAAAAGUUAGACAAACCCGAUGUAUUCGUAUUCAAGAGCCCAAAUCCUGUGACUAACAAUAUUAUGUCUGUUGUUAAAGGAUUUUAUUCCAUGUACAGCCCAAAUGGAGACAUUGAAAUGGAAAAUUUCGUAGAUCUCGCCGGCAACCCCGAAGAAGACCUGCAUAUCAUAAAAGAAACUAUCGGUAACUCGAUUAACUUCAUAUCAACCAUCAUCAUUCCAAAUCAAGAAGCAAUCCGUUCAAAACGAGAUACCGAAAACCAAGAGCUCGAUUUCGACGAUAUAGAAAGAGCAACCGCCUUCCCAUCACCGUCACCGCAAGAACCAGUGAUAUACAGAGGAUUCAAACUGACCAAAACUAGCGAAACUUCCUACGCUUUACUGUACUCAUCCAAACCUCUUCUGUUCAGAAGAAAUAGUUCCGAUGCCAUGGAUGUGUAUCUGGGAAACGUGGAGGACGAUAUGAUCCAGUAUGAUAAUCGGUUGAACGUUAAUAUACCGAACGGACGGGGGAAGAUAACCUUGAGGUUCAACUUUACUUGGCAGAACGGUUAUUGGUACAUGCCUUCAGUGAAGAUACAGGAUUACCAGAAUAAAGCUGAUUAUAAUUUGAUUACUAAAGACGACGUGGUGGCUCCAGCCAGGUUUUCAUACCACUGCAACGGGGAGACUAAAUUUUCAGACUCCAACGGCGUAGAGUUGAUCAUCUACGACUUGCAAGUUCAAACUGAAUCGAAGAACGGUAAAUUUGGCGACGCAAACGAUUGUGUACCGUUCACGACGGCUCCGAUAUGUUCCGGAAUUUUCAUUACUGUACUAUUAGGUAUCGGUAUGGUGAUAUCGUUGAUAUCCAUCAUGGAUAUCAAGACAAUGGAUAAGUUCGAUAAUUAUAAGACCAAAAAUUUGGCGAUUACCGUUAGCGAUUAAGAAGAAUGUUGAUGUUGUUUCGGUGUAUUCCCGCUUAUGAAUUUGUCUCUUUCUCUCUCACUCUGCCCUGUGAAUGCAUAUCAUGACAAACCGUGAUUUUUUGUCUGUGAUUUUUUAGGUGUUUAUUCAGAUAUAAAGUUCUCUACGUGUGAAAUUGUUGUUUUAUUGUUCCCAACAAACGAGACAAAUUGUCAUAAGUGUGUCGUCACGGCUUGUGUUGACAUAUGACAUAACAUAACUGUCAUUAUUGUCAAAAAAACACAUUGUUUUUGACUGGAAAUGAAGGCGUAAGACAAAUAAAAACUACUAUUAUAAAAAACUAAAACGUAUAUUUAUUUUGCAUUGUUGUUGCUUACAAAAAAAUAACAAUAAAUAAUAAAAAAAUGAAAACGAUGAUAAGGAUGAUGAUAACAAACACGAAGAGAUGAAAGGUAGGUACUUAUUCAUUUAAAAAUAUUGACAAUACGAAGGGAUCAUCAGCUGCGGGACACCAUUCGCCAGUGGUUUUUGCCAUUUUGGACAAACGGUUAUACUGAAACAAUAAUUCAAAUCAUUUAAGAUCAUGUCAUUAUGACGGCGUAUUCUUGACACAAAAAACAAACUAUUUUAUUUUGAAAAGUUUUAAAAUUUU
Molecule: messenger RNA, 1817 nt
Organism: Psylliodes chrysocephalus
Lineage: Eukaryota; Metazoa; Arthropoda; Insecta; Coleoptera; Chrysomelidae
Source: the annotation of a GenBank genome assembly